Messenger RNA from Gaeumannomyces tritici R3-111a-1, 549 nucleotides. RefSeq lists its product as hypothetical. NCBI's taxonomy places the organism in Eukaryota, Fungi, Ascomycota, Sordariomycetes, Magnaporthales, Magnaporthaceae. Bases 34 to 549 code for a protein of 171 amino acids. The transcript has a single exon. The record is from RefSeq and is a predicted model, not a curated record.
CACGGCAAGAUCACCAUCUUGAUCCCUUGGGCCAUGGUGGGCGCGGACUCUACGGGACCCGCCCAGCCGGCUGCGGCCAACAGCAAUCAAUACAUCUUGAUGGACAGCAUGUUUGCAGAGGGGGGCUCCGACUCGACCAUCCAGAAACAAGUCUACAGCCAUCUUUUCCAGAUGGGCAAACCGACAUGGGGCCACAUUGUCACAUUCGAGGGAAUGAAGUUUGAUAACCUUGGGCACAUCAUCCUACAUUUCACCAUCACACCGGGCGAGGCUAUCAGGAUGAUGGAGGAAGCCCUCGUCCCAGUCCCCGACCCUGGGUGGUUAUCUAGGUGGUUAAGCAUCUUUGAGUACCCCGAGAGCAUCUUUUUAGACAAUGGCAACCAUUUCAUCAAUGAGGGUCUUAAAACCUUUUCGGCCCCAUCCAUCGUCCGCCGGACGACUUGUGUCAAAAUGACCAUCAUCAGCGGCAGGUGUGGCCUGGUCAGUCGACUUUGGACAUCACUUCGAGGUACCAACACCACCAAACAAAGCCUGCGCACAGCACACUAA